Molecule: messenger RNA, 714 nt
Organism: Ostrea edulis (European flat oyster)
Lineage: Eukaryota; Metazoa; Mollusca; Bivalvia; Ostreida; Ostreidae
Exons: 1
Coding region: 1-714 (237 amino acids)
Biological process (GO): DNA integration
Molecular function (GO): nucleic acid binding
Source: RefSeq, a predicted model, not a curated record
AUGGACACGUUGAUAAGUGAUAACGGACCGCAGUACACCAGCGCAGAAUUUGCCAAAUUUACAUCAGCAUAUGGAAUUUUGCACAUAACGUCAUCACCGUUACACCAGCAACCCAACGGUCUUGCGGAAAGAGCAGUACAAACUGUGAAAAAUAUAAUCCACAAAUGUCAGGAAACAGGAGACGACGUGUAUCUCAGUUUGCUAGAUCUUCGUAAUACACCAAGAGACAAUGACACAGGAUCGCCAUCACAGCGCCUAAUGGGACGGCGAGCCAAAACUAGACUACCGAUCACAACUAAACUGCGUCAACCAUCAUACAUUGCGCCAGAAACCGUUACGUCAAAACUCAUGGACUAUCGGUCAAAACAGAAACAAUAUUAUGAUCAAGGCACAAAGAAACGCGAAGAGCUCAAACCUGGAGACUCAGUAAGAAUAAAAACACCGGGAGGAUGGAAACCCGCAGAGUUUGUAGGUCCUGCAAAUUACCCACGUUCUUAUGUAGUGAAAGCAGGUAACAGCGGAAGAGAAUACCGUAGAAACUCAAGUAUGCUGAUGAAAACGCGAGAAGAUUCAAUCGUGGUUCGACCAAAUGACCAACCACAAAUGCGAGAAGAUCCAAUCAUGGUUCAACCAGACAACAAACGACAAUUAACAGUACCGAUCGGUGGGUCAAAACCCAAUCAAUAUGGCAGCACACUUGCUACUGCAAAAUGA